UGACGAUGUAUCGGAUGGAGGAGCGCAACACAUAGUCGGACCGUGGUAUCCUCUCAAUUUAGCAUUACAAGUUUGAUAGCGGGGAGGUAUAGCCGAUUUGCAAAUUGCGCUAAAGUUCCCGGGUGUGGUUGAGCUUAUAAGCUUUGUGGAUGCAGAUGGGUGUAUCGGUGUUUGGAACCGGUCCUUCGGACGUGGCGUUGGGGAACCGAAGGAAUCUGGAGAUGGAGCGCGGGAACGGAAUAGGUUCCGAAUCUACGCUCGGGUUGAGUGGGUCUUGGUUGAGCGCGAGUUCGAGAUCUUUUGUCUGUUCGUUAAUUGAAGUGGGCCGAUUGGGAUGAGUUAGAUUUUGGGUGAAAGGUUGAGAUAAUGAAAGAAGCUCUUUUGAGUUCUGGUCAAAGAUUUCUUUGGACAUUUCCCCUCAGUCGGUCGAUUUUCUUUUUUAUCAUCAACUUCUGCUUUUUACUUCAAAAUUAUUUACAGCUAUCUCGAUCUAUCGCAAUCCGGCCCAGCACCGUAAAAGAAUGACUGAUAGUCUCCUCGUCAAGGCCGUUGCAGGAACCUGCAUCGGGUUUUCCUUCAUUCUCGUCGGAAAUGCCAUUACGCAAACUUACAUGACGAUCCCCGCCCUCGUGGUCGACCUCCCCAAGCCUGGAACCCCCGAGCACACAUCGCGAGCGCGUCUUAUCGGAAAACAAUGGCCUCUUUGUUGGAGCGUUGGAAACGUUUUCUUUAGGCCCAUCUCAACGAUCGGUAUUCUCGGUUACGGCUACUCGGCGUUUAAUAUCUAUCAAGAGGGUCCGCUGGCUCGCGCAGACUGGAGAGUUUUCGCCGUGGCCGCAGCCCUUCAUCUUACUACCGUCGUGCACUCUGCUGUCAACAUGCAGCCGAUCAACGAUAAGCUAGAGGCUCUAGCGGGUCGCACUAGUGAGAAGGAAUUGGGGCAGGCCGAGGGCAUUGCGAGGAGGUGGGCGAGCUGGAAUAGGGUCAGGAUGGUCACGCCAGUCUUGGCUGGUGCUCUGGCUCUGUCGCAGUUGAUCCAGUAG
This is a messenger RNA of Periconia digitata, 1043 nucleotides long. The record is from the annotation of a GenBank genome assembly. Lineage: Eukaryota; Fungi; Ascomycota; Dothideomycetes; Pleosporales; Periconiaceae.